This is a messenger RNA of Knipowitschia caucasica, 387 nucleotides long. The record is from the annotation of a GenBank genome assembly. Lineage: Eukaryota; Metazoa; Chordata; Actinopteri; Gobiiformes; Gobiidae.
AUGAUCUAUGGUCCAGCUCCACAGCUAAUAUUGAAACAUCCAAGAGUGUUUCUGUGCUUUGAAUACGCCCACACAGCAGCAGGAAGCAACGAGAGGGCCGGGGGGACAACAGAGAGGCCCAGGGAGACCACGGGCUGGACUGGGGGGGUCUACAGGGAGGACCAGGGAGAGCAUGAGCUGGACUGGAGGGACUACAGGGAGACCACAAGCUGGACUGGGAGGACUACAGGGAGGUCCAGGGCGAGCACGUGCUGGACUGGGAGGACUAAAGGAAGGACCAGGGAGAGCACAAGCUGGACUGGGGGGUUCUACAGGGAGGACCAGGGAGAGCACGGGCUGGACUGGGAGGACUACAGGAAGGACCAGGGAGAGCACAAGCUGGACUGA